Molecule: messenger RNA, 5329 nt
Organism: Oryctolagus cuniculus (rabbit)
Lineage: Eukaryota; Metazoa; Chordata; Mammalia; Lagomorpha; Leporidae
Source: RefSeq, a predicted model, not a curated record
CUCUGUGUCUGUGCUGGCCCUCAGCCCCCUCGGACAGAGCAUGCACCACUGUGUUCAUUCUGUCUCUCAGCUUUGUGCUUCAGCAGCCCUCUUCAGAGGAGUGCUCCCCUCAGCCACAAGCCUGUCCCCCUGAUUGUCUGAUAAAGAUGAUAGCCAGGGUGCCCCCGGGAGAAUAUUUCUGAAGCUUGGCUGCCUUAGGGCAGAAGAAAAGGGUUGGGUGAUCCAUACUUCUGUGCUAUUUAGUAAAGUUCAAGAGAAAGGGGGUGACUCACCCCAAGUUACACAGCCAAAUAGAGGCAAGCCUGGACUAGAACCCACAAAUUCCAACUCAUAACCUUUCCCAAGCACCAUACCUCUGCUUUCCUUUAUCACCCUGGGCUGGAUUUUUUUCAUCACCCAGAAAAUUUCCAGGUAGCUUCUUACUAUUUUUGGUGGCUAUGAAUCCACAAACCCAAAGGAAAUAUAAUUGUCCAAUCUGCUAGAAAGCUAAGCAAUAUCUUUUAAAGCCAAAGGGGGUUAUUUUUUUAUGCAGACAUAUAAAUAGGUGAAAAGCAAUGUGAUGUUUGUUGUACUAGAAGGAUGUUCAGGAUAUUGUGGGAUCCCAGAAGGAGGACUAAUUAGCUUAUCCCUGGGGAAAUCAACACUGCUUCUCAAAGAUGGAACAUUUGAACAGGUUUGAAAGGAUGAAUAGGAGUUUAUCUGAAAAGGAAAGCAAGAAAGAGUCUUACAGGGAAAGGGAUAGGGAUAUGUGACAUUGCAAAGAUAGGUUUAUGGCGGAUGAAGCUAGGGAUGAGACUGGAGUGGGAUAAGGCCAUUUUGGAAAGGGCCUUGUGUAUACAGAUGAGAAUCUUGGCUUUAAGGUCAAGGGAGGUAGCAAAUGUAUAAGGAGGCCUUGUCUGACAUAUUCAGUCCUUUCUCUUUUUCCAUGCUGCUAAUGAUGCUGUGUUACUACUGGGCAUCUGGAACCAGGGAGUUGGAAGUCUUGUGGAAAUCAUUUUCAGCAAUUAAAGCAUUAUCUCUGUGCUGGGGUUGCAUGAGGAGGGUCUCCCUAGGGAGAGCCGGUGGAAGGGAGGGAUAGUCACCUGGUUUCUCUGGACGAUGCCGUCUGUAGAGAGCAUCCUUCCCCACCUCUGGUCACUGUUCCGGACCAGCAGGAGAGUAUCCGGGAGAUUCCAGGAGUGAUUCUGUCAUUAAAGUCCAUGGCUCUGUGCAGACUGAGGGAGUGUUUCUUUGAGGGGAGGUAUUAAAUUAUUACUUUAAAUGAUUUUGUCAAUUUUGAUUUUUCCAGGAUGUAGGAAUAAGCAUUUCCUGUGCAAUGAGCAACCCUCAAAGUGGUCAAAACAACUGAACUUUAUUUUGUUUACAGUUCCACGGGUUGACACUUGGGACUACAAUUCUCGGGAGCUCAUCUCCUGUCCAGGGUGUAAGCGAGUGUACCUUACCAGGGAUGUAACUGAGCAUUUUUUCCUGCAGUGCUUUCCUACCAGGCAACCCAAGAUGGCCAGGAACUGCUCCGAGUGCAAGGAGAAGAAGGCAGCACAUAUCCUGUGCACUUACUGCAAUCGCUGGCUGUGCAGUUCCUGCACUGAGGAGCACCAGCACAGCCCUGGACCUGGGGGCCCACUCUUUCCCCGGACCCAGAAAGGAUCACCAGGAGUGAAUGGUGGUUCUGGGGACUUUGCUUUGUACUGUCCUCUACACACACAGGAAGUACUCAAGCUGUUCUGCGAGACCUGUGACGUGCUCACCUGCCAUAGCUGUCUAAUGGUGGAACACAAAGAACACAGGUGCAGACAUGUUGAAGAAGUAUUGCAAAACCAGAGGAUGCUUCUGGAAAGUGUGACUACGCAGGUGGCACAUAAGAAAUCCAGUCUACAGACAUCUGCAAAGCAAAUCGAGGACAGGAUUUUUGAAGUGAAGCAUCAGCAUAGGAAGGUGGAAAACCAGAUCAAAAUGGCUAAGAUGGUUCUGAUGAAUGAGCUGAACAAACAGGCCAACGGACUCAUAGAGGAACUGGAGGGCAUUACUAAUGAGAGAAAGCGGAAACUGGAACAGCAGUUACAGAGCAUCAUGGUUCUCAACCGUCAGUUUGAGCAUGUGCAGAAUUUUAUCAAUUGGGCUGUCUGCAGCAAAACAAGUAUCCCUUUCCUUUUCAGCAAGGAACUGAUUGUGUUUCAGAUGCAGCGAUUACUGGAGACUAGCUGUAACACAGAUCCUGGCUCCCCUUGGAGUAUCAAAUUCACCUGGGAGCCUAACUUCUGGACCAAGCAACUGGCUUCCCUUGGCUGCAUAACUACUGAAGGCGGACAGCAAUCCCGGGCAGAUACUCUUGCUUAUGGAGGCUCACAGGGGACGUCAUCCUUUUAUCAAAGCCACCAAUCCCCUGUGGCUCAGCAGGAGGCUCUAAACCAUCCCCCACACAAGUUCCAGGCUCCGGCACUGUGUUCCUCAUCUGUGUGCUGCUCCCACUGCACCCCAGUCUCACCUUCCCUUAAAGGCCAGGUGCCCCCACCCAGCAUACACGCAGCCCAUGGCUUUAGGCAACCCUCUGAGAUGGUGUCCCAACAGCUGGGGUCAAUGCAGUGUCCCACCCUGCAACCCAGGGAGAAAGAGCUGGCCUGCAGUCCGCAUCCACCAAAGCUGCUCCAGCCCUGGCUGGAAACCCAGCCUCCUGUGGAGCAGGAGAGCACAUCCCAGCGGCUGGGGCAGCCGCUGACUUCCCAGCCCGUGUGCAUCGUCCCUCCGCAGGAUGUCCAGCAAGGAGCCCACGCCCCGCCCACCUUACAGACACCCUCUAUCCAAGUCCAGUUUGGCCACCACCAGAAGCUGAAGCUCAGUCACUUUCAGCAGCAACCACAGCAGCAGCUGCCACCUCCACCACCUCCAGCCCUGCAGCAGCCACCCCCACCUCUACCUCCAUCCCAGCACGUGGUGUCUAGUCAGCACGAGAGCCCCCCUGGGCCUGCCUGCUCCCAGAAUGUGGACAUAAUGCACCACAAGUUUGAGCUGGAGGAAAUGCAGAAGGACUUGGAGCUGCUUCUUCAGGCUCAGCAGCCCAGCCUGCAACUGAGUCAGACCAAGUCUCCUCAGCAUCUUCAGCAAACCAUUGUGGGGCAGAUCAACUACAUCGUGAGGCAGCCGGCUCCCGUCCAGUCCCAGAGCCAGGAGGACACUCUUCAGGCUACAGAUGAGUCCCCUGCAUCUGAGGGCCCAAAGCCAGCUCUCCCUGUUGACAAGAAUACUUCUUCUACUACCUUGCCCCAGACAUCUGGGGAAGAAAUUCCUCACAUUGUCCCCCCAGUGGAUAGCACCGUCCAGCACUCCUCUCCAAAUGUGGUGAGAAAGCACUCCACCUCGGUGAGCAUCAUGGGCUUUUCCAACACUCUGGAGAUGGAGGUGUCAUCUACCAGGCUGGCCAGGACCCUAGAGCCACAGAUCAAGAGCGUGAGCAACCUUACUGCUGGACCUCCCCAGGCAGCACCAAGCCUGCUGAGUGGCACCCCCCAUACUGUGUCCAGCCUGACGAAUAUUCAGAACCACGCCGUGCCCAGCCUGACAGCCAGUCACCUACAGACUGUGCCCAGCCUUGUGCGUGGCACUUUCCAGUCCAUGCCCAACCUGAUGAGUGAGUCUCCCCAGGCUGUCACAAGCCUAGCAAGUGAUCACUCUCAGGCUGGGUCCAGCCUAAUGUCUGGUCAUACCCAGGCUGUGCCAAGUCUGAUCAAUUGCCCUCUGCAGAGCAUGCCUCCGAUUUCUGAAAUGCAGCCAGAAACUGGGUCCAGCUCCAGCUCCAGUCCUGGCUCUGGCCGAACUGCAGGGAGCCUGUGCCCUGGGGAUGGAGCUGACCGCCCCCUGGUGAAUGCCCUGUGUAAGAUGGAGAGUGAGGAUUCUACCCGCUUCACUGACUUAGUGGGACAAGGCCCCACAGUCCCUGGUCUGGCUACUUCCAAGGACUUGGCUGUCCCAGCAGAACUGGAAGAACCAAUUAACCUCUCUGUGAAAAAACCUCCUGUGACACCAGCGGUCAACACAUCCACGGCUCUGCAGCAGUACCGGAAUCCAAAAGAGUUUGAGAAUUUUGAACAACGAGCCCUUGAGCUGGAUACAAAAGAGAACCGCAGCAUCAGAGCCUUCCAUUGUGAGCCCAAGAUUCCCUAUGUGCGGCUGGAGCGACUCAAGAUUUGUGCUGCCUCCUCAGGAGAGAUGCCUGUGUUCAAGCUGAAGCCACAGAAGAGUGAUCAGGACGGGAGCUUCCUGCUGGUCAUUGAGUGUGGCACGGAGUCCUCCAGCAUGUCUAUUAAGGUCAGCCAGGACAGCCUACCUAAUGCUAUCCAAGCCCCAGGUCUGGGAGGCAGAAAGGUCACUGUCACUUCUCUGGCUGGGCAGCGGCCGCCAGAGGUGGAGGGCACAUCUCCUGAAGAACACAGACUCAUUCCUCGAACAUCUGGAACCAAGAAGGGGCCCCCAGCCCCAAUAGAAAACGAAGACUUCUGUGCUGUGUGCCUCAAUGGCGGGGAGUUGCUGUGCUGUGACCGCUGCCCCAAAGUGUACCACCUCUCUUGCCAUGUGCCAGCUUUGCUCAGCUUCCCAGGGGGAGAGUGGGUUUGUACCUUGUGCCGCAGCCUGAGCCAGCCAGAGAUGGAGUACGACUGUGAGAAUGCCCGCUAUAACCAGCCUGGAGUGCGGGCACCUCCUGGCCUGAGCGUAUAUGACCAGAAGAAGUGUGAGAAGCUGGUCCUGUCCUUGUGCUGCAACAGCCUCAGCCUGCCCUUCCACGAGCCUGUCAGCCCUCUGGCCCGACAUUACUACCAGAUUAUCAAGCGGCCCAUGGACCUGUCAAUCAUCCGGAGGAAGCUGCAAAAGAAGGACCCCGCUCACUACACCACCCCCGAGGAGGUGGUGUCAGACGUGCGCCUCAUGUUCUGGAACUGUGCUAAGUUCAAUUAUCCUGACUCCGAGGUGGCCGAGGCCGGCCGCUGCCUGGAAGUGUUCUUUGAAGGCUGGCUGAAGGAAAUCUACCCAGACAAACGGUUUGCCCAGCCACGGCAGGAGGACUCCGACUCCGAGGAGGUGUCCAGUGAGAGCGGUUGCUCUACUCCCCAGGGCUUUGCGUGGCCCCCCUACAUGCAGGAGGGCAUCCAGCCCAAGAGGCGACGGCGACACAUGGAGAAUGAAAAAGCAAAGAAAAUGUCUUUCCGCCUGGCCAACAGCAUCUCCCAGGUGUGAGGAAGAAGCCUGAGCAUUGGCAGCUGGUACCCCGUCCUGUUGACCAUUCCUCCCCAUCCUUCAGCUUACUCUCUUUGGAAUGUGGAUGUGAGAUGAGUCUUGU